Molecule: messenger RNA, 1440 nt
Organism: Coccomyxa subellipsoidea C-169
Lineage: Eukaryota; Viridiplantae; Chlorophyta; Trebouxiophyceae; Coccomyxaceae
Exons: 7
Coding region: 1-1326 (441 amino acids)
Source: RefSeq, a predicted model, not a curated record
AUGACAGGCCGUGGCCUGUGUACCAUCAGCCUGACAAUCGCGAUUCUACUGUCUUCUCACUCUGCACAAGUAACAGGUCUCCACGUGCCUCAUUUCUUGGUGGACAUCUACGAAGGCAUUCAGGCCAUCACAGCAGCGCAACCUGCCCGCUUGACAGCAACGCACCUGUUUGUUCAGACAGCCUCGAGCGCCACACUGUCACGCGAGGCUGGCCUGGUCCUGGAAAAUGUACCGCUGUCCACAAACAUUGUGGCCUACUCCAAGACGGGCAUGCUCGCUAUUUUCCCCUUGCCCUAUGGGCACACUCAUGCCACGAGUGUUUACGCCGUUGAGUUUGCAGGUCCAGCAAUCGGAACCAAAGACAAUGCAGACCUGAUCUCCCCGGCCUUCACCAACCCGAAUGGUGCAUGGCUGGGAGCUCCACAGGCUGCCCUCGUGGGGGAGUAUGACGGCCAGAAGGCCAUUUUGCUCCUGAACCUCGACAGGCCCAUCUACCAGCCAAGUGAGGACAGGCUGACAUACACAGCAGUGCACACACUGCCCCUGGACAAGAGCAGUUUUGCUCUGGAAAAUGGCGCAAUCAACAAGCUUGUGGAGCAGUACACAAAUGGAGACAACAGCAACGCCCCGCUGUUGCUGAAACCUGCCGAUAUCAAAGAAAGCAUUGUGCUGUCGGAUGUGUCGCUCUUCAUUGACGCCGCAUUUGUGCCGGCCAAGCAUAGCAAUCGCCGGUGGCUCCAGGACACAGCGUCGCGAGCACCAGCGCCUUCACCAAGCGCAGGCCGACUGCCGGCGCUGCCGUCCUGGUUUGCGCCGGGCGGCCCCGGCAACCCGGUGUCCCGGGACAACCCCUCUGUCAUCCCUGGCGCGCCACUCCCCGGCUAUGCGGACACCGGCUUUGUUGAGCCCGCCGCCACAACCGAGUCUGUCAGCAACAGCGCCGCCACUCUCACAUCCCUCCCCGAGGCAUGGGCGCCCGGUUUUGCACCCGGCCCCGCGCCGGAUCUCGCACCGGUGCCAGCCCCCGGCCCGGCCGCGGACGCGCUGAUGGACGUCCAGGCACCGCCGUCACGCGGGGCCAACCCGGUGCUGUGCAUGACGGCGGCCGGGCCGUCCGACUGCGCCACACCGGCAUUCGGCGCCAACGGCGUCGGCUCUUUGGGCGGCCCCCGCAGCGACGGCGCCUCCACUUCGGCGUCCGGCUGGAGCAACUAUGGCUAUUCGGUGGAGACCGGCUCGCGCACACCUGGCAGCAAUGCAUACUCUGUCAACCGCUACCAACCCAAGGGUGGCGUCUGGGGCCCCUACUCAGGCAGGAAUGGGUGAUCCCGUCUGGCCAUCACGUUAUAGACGCUUAUCUUGCCAGUGGCAAGGUGCGUCUGCAGACAAGCUGCAGGUAAUGGCUGCCACAAAUACUACCCCUUGCUGGGCUCGUCAGAU